UACACUAAUUUUCUUUCUCUGCGAUUUCUCUUCAGUUUCCUUACUCCACUUUUCUUCCUUCUUCUCUUCCUUAUUGUCUUUCUUAAUCAAAACCCAUUUUUUUCUCACUUAAUUUUUCAUUAAUCUCCACCAAGUUAGUGACAAACAAAACUAGCUUCACAUGGAUGUUGGUUGCUGCGGGUCAUUCAUUUUUUCUUUUCUGCUGAGCAUUCAGAUUAAUCCAUGAUGUGUUGCUAAGAAUAGCAAGCAAAGAUUGUGUCUUGUAAGAGACAGAAAAUAUCCUAUGGGCAACUGCCUAGAUUCUUCAGCUAAAGUCGAUACAGCUCAAAGCUCUCAUUACACUUUUGGAUCAGAAGUCCCAACAUUUUUGAUCAAAACUGACCGUUCAUCAGCUCCUUCCAGGGUGGCCAUUCAAUCGUUCAGUGAGAAAAGCAAUGCUUCAAGUCUUCCUACUCCAAGGUCUGAAGGUGAAAUAUUAUCAUCUCCAAAUUUGAAAGCCCUAGCUUUCAAUGAGCUAAAGAGCGCCACCAGAAAUUUCUCGCCUGAUAGGCUUCUUGGUGAGGGAGGAUUUGGUUAUGUUUUCAAAGGAUGGAUUGAUGAAUACACUUUUUUGGCUGCAAAGCCGGGAUCAGGAAUGGCUGUUGCUGUCAAGAAGCUUAAAUCUACGAGUUUCCAAGGCCACAAGGAGUGGUUGACUGAAGUUAAUUAUAUUGGCCAACUUCAUCCAAAUCUGGUUAAGCUAAUUGGGUACUGUCUGGAGGGUGAGAACCAGUUUUUGGUCUAUGAGUUCAUGCCUAAAGGGAGCUUAGAGAAUCAUCUAUUUAAAAGAGGGCCACAAGGCCCACAAUCACUUUCCUGGGAAAUAAGGAUCAAAGUGGCCAUUGGUGCUGCUAGAGGGCUCUGUUUUCUUCAUGAGGCCAAACCACACGCCAUAUAUCUUGACUUCAAGGCUUCUAAUAUCCUAUUAAAUGCGGAGUUCAAUGCUAAGAUUUCUGUUUAUGGGCCCUCAAAGGCUGCUGCUGCACGUAAAUAUGUUGCUACAGGUCGGCUGACAGCAAAAAGUGAUGUCUACAGUUUUGGGGUUGUGUUGCUAGAACUAUUAUCUGGACGACGUGCUAUUGAUAGGAAAAAAGUUUAUACUGAGCAGAUUCUAGUAAACUGGGCAAAGCCGUAUUUGGGUGACAAAAAACAAUUGUUCCGAAUUAUGGACACAAACUUGAAGGGCCAGUAUCCCCAGAAAGGAGCCCAUACAGUUGCCACCCUUGCCUUGAAGUGCCUAAGCAUUGAAGCUAAAUUCAGACCUAAAAUGGCAGAGGUAUUAGCAACCCUAGAACAACUUGUAAACCCCAAAAUGACUCACUUUGUUAUUUAAAUUUGAAAUAGAGAAUUCAAUAUUUAAAUGGAUUUUAAUGGUUAUUGUUGAUGCUGAGGAUCUUUGAUAGAAUUCUUUCGUCAAGAUUGGAUGGAAGACCAGAAGAGUCCUUGUAAUGAACAAAGAAAUCUAGAGUAAUAAGAUUGGGGUGGUGCCUGCCAAGGACCCUUUAAUUCUUAAGUUAGGCACAACAAUAUGUAAUAAAAUGUAUACAGUAGAAAGAUAAUUGUGUGUACCUCUUUUGGUCAGGGGAGACUAUUAUAUAUAGUCUUUAUUGUAUUAGCCGUUGGAGGCCUUUUAUGAUUUUGCCUUUAUGGCUAAGUUGCAUUCAUGGUGCAUUAAUGACCAUUUAUGAUCCUGGUA
This is a messenger RNA of Quercus robur (English oak), 1735 nucleotides long. RefSeq names its product probable serine/threonine-protein kinase PBL3. Bases 284 to 1372 code for a protein of 362 amino acids. Lineage: Eukaryota; Viridiplantae; Streptophyta; Magnoliopsida; Fagales; Fagaceae. The record is from RefSeq and is a predicted model, not a curated record. The transcript is spliced from 6 exons. Gene Ontology annotation, biological process: protein phosphorylation. Gene Ontology annotation, molecular function: protein kinase activity; ATP binding.